AUGGUUCUCCGCCUAGGCGCAAUUCAGGUGCUGUUUCCGCCUAUCGGUCACCUCACGACCGUCCGUCAGAAUAGGGGAGACCAGGAAGGUUUAUUACUAUCACAAACCUACGAUGAAGCUAUACUAAGCACGUUGUCUAAUCAGACAAAUUUGAUAGUGCAAGACGAUACUAGAAAAAUACUUUCCAGGAAAAAACGAUUCCUUGUUUUCCCACUUGGUUCCAGUUUUUCGGUCGCAGCAUGUAUGACGGUCGGAGUGUACGGCAAUCCCAACUACAACAUGUUCAGUUGGGCGGUGAAUUGGGGCAUUGCGUACAAUUUGCCCAACGAGACGAUAAGCAUCCAGCGUGAUAUGAUGGAACCAAAGCCGAUGGCACAACGACGUCACCGUCGAGAUCUGUAUCAAAAAAUGGAAAUGGCAAUAAAUAGGAUGGGCUACAAUGGACGUGAAUGCGUUCUGCGAGCACUGUGCGAAAGUUCCCAGUUUUUCGGUAAAAAGGGCUCAAACAUGGCGGCAGAAAUGCUACGAAGCUUGUUCAGUUUUCCAAAGACUAGAGUUCUCUCGAUGGAGCCCGAUGAUAUAAGGAUUUACGAUGAAGCUCAUCGAAAAGGAAAGAGUCAAGUGAGGUGUGAAUCGAUGUAUCCAGUUUGUAGGUUUUCGCUAUUGGAAGUGGCGCUAGGCAAAUAUGCAAGUCCCUUGCGGUUUAUGUGA
This is a messenger RNA of Sabethes cyaneus, 711 nucleotides long. RefSeq lists its product as uncharacterized. NCBI's taxonomy places the organism in Eukaryota, Metazoa, Arthropoda, Insecta, Diptera, Culicidae. The record is from RefSeq and is a predicted model, not a curated record. The transcript has 4 exons. The coding region runs from base 1 to 711 and encodes 236 amino acids.